AUGCCCAAGACACUUGACAAGUGGUACGAAUACGCCUCGCGGUUUGAUAACCAAUGGAGAUCUGCUCAGAUCUUCAAGCGAGGAGCCACUACGACGACUCGAGGAAAGGGCCGAUCUGUCCAUCGUCCCUACUACUCGGCUUCUGCAAAGGAUCCAAACGCGAUGGAUGUUGAUCGUGUCAAUAUCUCGCGCUUAUCCCCGGACGAGCGACAAAAGAGAAUGAAAGAAGGAUUAUGUUUCCUAUGCGGAAAGAAGGGCCAUAUAGCCAACGACAGACAAUUCCACCCCCAGUCUGGAAGUUUCACCCGUGCUAGAACGAUACAGCCCGGGUUAGACACAGACACGAUCACAUGGAUCAAGAAGAUGCGAGAAGACCUCACACAGAAGAAGGAGACGUCGAAGGAAGAAACCAGAGAGGAACAGAUCACCUAUGUGCGAAACAUCUUCAACGAUAUGACUGAUGAAGAACGAACCCAAUUGGGUUUUUGA
This is a messenger RNA of Sparassis crispa, 489 nucleotides long. RefSeq lists its product as hypothetical. NCBI's taxonomy places the organism in Eukaryota, Fungi, Basidiomycota, Agaricomycetes, Polyporales, Sparassidaceae. The coding region runs from base 1 to 489 and encodes 162 amino acids. The transcript has a single exon. Gene Ontology annotation, molecular function: nucleic acid binding; zinc ion binding. The record is from RefSeq and is a predicted model, not a curated record.